Condylura cristata (star-nosed mole) is the source of this 2175-nucleotide messenger RNA. It is a transcript of the gene BLZF1, whose product is annotated as basic leucine zipper nuclear factor 1. The transcript has 8 exons. The coding region runs from base 459 to 1661 and encodes 400 amino acids. Gene Ontology annotation, cellular component: Golgi membrane. Lineage: Eukaryota; Metazoa; Chordata; Mammalia; Eulipotyphla; Talpidae. Gene Ontology annotation, biological process: Golgi organization; Golgi to plasma membrane protein transport. The record is from RefSeq and is a predicted model, not a curated record.
AAGAGAAUAUGCGGUUAUAGUACAAAUAUUCUAGCUUAUUUUAAAAUAGGCUCUAUUGAGUUCUCACUUACUGAAGGCUUCCACCGCUUAUUCUGUACUACUUCAGUUUAAGUACACCCACAAAGUGUUCACUUUUUUCUUUUGCAAAGAGAAUUCCGGAAAUGCAGCCCUGAGUAAUCGGAAGUGGUUGUUAGUGAGCGAGCAACACGUCAGGAAGGCCCGGAAGUCUUCGGAAUGGGAGAGGACUUUACGGAGAGGUGAACCCACUGAUCGAGUAGGACGUCCUGAAAAGCGAAGCCCCCUGAAAUCGGUAGAGUCUUUAGAGUGGUAGAACCUCGGAUUCGACGUCCAGGGACAGCGGUGGUGGACAGGCUUGCUUCCGAAACUCCUCUUACCCAUUCCACACCUCCCUCCCCAGGUGUUCCAGAAGUCGUGGGGUAUAUUUUCAUUGGUUAAAAAUGACUACUCUUGAAAUUUUAGAAACCAAAGUCACCCUUACUUCAGCCCCAAUCCGAGGAGCAGGAGAUGGAAUGGAAACUGAAGAGCCACCUAAAUCUAUUGAAGUUACUUCUGGAAUCCAACCCAUAAAGCAUCACAUCCUUAAGAGUCCGCAAAAGAAAGCAGUUCCCUCAGAGAGCCCAGGAGUUCUUCAGCUAGGGAAAAUUCACACUGAAAAAGCAGUGGAAGUCGAAGCUAUAAGAUUAUUGGUUCCCAAAGCUGCUAUAACCCAUAAUAUCCCCAACAAAAAUGCAAAGGUUAAGUCUCUGGGACUUCAUAAAGAACUCCUUGGUCAAUUGGAGGGAACUACAGAACAAAGGAAGGAACUCUCAGAGGUAAAGAAUAUAUUGGGAAAGCUCAAGUCCUCUGAAAGAAGGUUACUUCAGGAAAAAGAAGGUCUUUUAAACCAGCUGCGAGUACAGACUGAGGUUAAUCGUGAGUUAAAAAAGUUGCUGGUAGCUUCUGUUGGGGAUGAUCUUCAGUAUCAUUUUGAACGUCUAGCCCGUGAAAAAAAUCAACUUAUUUUAGAAAAUGAAGCCCUAAGUCGAAACACAGCUCAGCUUUCUGAACAGCUAGAACGCAUGUCAAUACAAUGUGAUGUGUGGCGAAGUAAAUUCCUCGCAAGCAGAGUUAUGGCAGACGAGUUAACCAACUUCAGAGCAGUUUUACAGCGCCAGAACCGCGACGCCCAGAGCGCUAUACAAGAUCUCCUGAGUGAACGGGAGCAGUUUCGUCAGGAAAUGUUAUCUACCCAAAAAUUAUUGGAGGAGCUCUUAGUUUCCUUGCAGUGGGGAAGAGAGCAAACUUACUACCCUAAUACACAACCUCACAGCACAGCAGAACUCGCAUUAACAAAUCACAAGUUGGCAAAAGCAAUAAGUUCUCAUCUUCUUGGAAAUGUUGGCAUGAAUGGUCAAAAAAAGAUUCCAUCAACAGUUGAAUUCUGCAGCACCCCAGCAGAAAAAAUGGCUGAAAAGGUUUUACGAAUUUUGGACCCAAAUACAUGUACAGAAAGCUCACCUGAUAAUCCAUUUUCUGAGUCUUCACCAACCACCUUACUUGCUGCAAAGAAAAAGAUUGGACGAUUUCAUCCCUAUACUAGCUAUGAAAAUAUAACUUUCAAUUGCUGUAAUCACUGCCAGGGAGAACUUACUGUCCUUUAACAAUUGUUAUGUUGGAGGCAUGCUAUAGGCACUUGCUAAUUACCCAAAAGCCACUAUGAUUUGGGAGCUGGGGUUCUGUUGCUAGUCAGAUCAUUUUCUACUUCAUUCUCUAUGUCAGUAAUAUAUAUCUGCAAAGAUAUUUCAUGUACUGGACUCCAGAUUACUGUUUCUUAGUAAAGAUCUCAGGAUAAGAAAAGUCAGCCUUUCCUUUAGGCUCUGAAUUAUAUAUCUUACUAUUAUUUUAUAUAAGCAGGUAAUCUAAGGCAAGAAUUGGCAAACUACAGCUGUGGUUCAUAUUAUAGUCACACGUAUUCAUUGUCUGGAUUUUUUUUUCCCACAGGUUUUGUGGUCCUUUACAGAAAGUUUUCUGACCCAUGUUCUAAAAAUAGCUGAAGGGCUGGAGAGACUGCCCUUUCCCUUUUUGGUAAUUUCUGAGAUAUAAAAGAGGCCUAUGGAAAUACUAUGGGUGAAGGAAUUAUUUUAAAAAUAAAUGCUUUAUGUUAGAAAAAUAAAA